Molecule: messenger RNA, 6940 nt
Organism: Myxocyprinus asiaticus (Chinese sucker)
Lineage: Eukaryota; Metazoa; Chordata; Actinopteri; Cypriniformes; Catostomidae
Product: peroxisome proliferator-activated receptor gamma coactivator 1-beta-like
Exons: 12
Coding region: 115-2724 (869 amino acids)
Biological process (GO): positive regulation of transcription by RNA polymerase II
Cellular component (GO): nucleus
Molecular function (GO): RNA binding; transcription factor binding
Source: RefSeq, a predicted model, not a curated record
AGAAGCAUGGAGGGAUAUCAGCACACUGCCCUCGGUCGGUUAGAGAGCCACACUGCAUGCGGGCAGAGCAGUAUAGCAGAGCUCACUAGCUCCUCUCAUCUCAUUCUCUAGAAGAUGGCGGACUGCGCUUCACUGUUAGAUGAGGAGCUCUCUUCAUUUGUCUUCAAUUACUUGACUGAAAACUCCGGGAGCCAGUAUGGGGAAGAGGAGGUUUGCUCAGACCGCCUGGAUGCUGACUUCCCUGACUUUGACCUCUCGCAGCUGGACGUUAGUGAUUUUGACUCAGUGAACUGCCUCAGUGAGCUGCAGUGGUGCAACGAGCACUCAGAUCACUCUCAUGCCUCCAUACAAUACAGCACCAGAGACACAGAGCUAUUCGAGGAAGAGAAUGCGGCGCUGCUCGCUGCGCUCACAGACAGCCUGGAUGGCAUUGUUGAGGACGGGGUCGGAGGGCUGUCUGUGUUCCCUUCGCUGGGGGAAGACCCUGAGGAGGGCGAAGAGGAGGAGGAAGAUGACCUCUCUUUGGACAGUGAGCCCCUCCUUGGCUCUCUGACCCCAGAGACAGAAGACCCGUCUCUACUAAAGAAACUCCUGUUGUCGCCCCCUAAUGUGCCUGUGGGCCUCGAGAUGCACAAAGACGGCAGUGUGCAUCGUCAUAGCAGCAGGAACCAGCACAUCAAGCCCAUGAGGCCUGUACUAAAGAAGAACAAGAUAAGCACACAGGAGCGUAAGUCACGACCAGUGCGGCCCGCCGGUCAUCUUUGCACUGAACUCCAUCGCCACCUCACCACAGCACAGGAGGCCGAGGACACGCCCUCCGCCGACACAGAGGAAGAGGAGGAAGAUGAAGAGGACUGUGACUCUGAGGAGGAAGAGGAGGAGUCAUCCAGCAGUGAGGAAUGCGAGAGCACGGUGUGUGUCGAGCCGCCGAAGCCUCAGUUCUCCUCAGAGAAAGAACUGCACUCUGUAGUGGAGCUCAUCAAAUACAUGCACACGUACUGCCUGCCCAGGCGCAAACAGGCCAGCUGGGAUCGCAAAGAGCGUGAGGCGUUGGCGCGUAAGGCCAAGCCUGAGAACCCCCCAGUGCCCCGCAGCGUUCCUCAGAACUGUCAUAAGCCGGACCCCCAAACCAGUAUUGGGUCCAGGCCGAGGGUACCCUUUGCUCGCCGCAGGGAGAUCAAAGCCCACUCCCUGCUCAAAGAGCUUCUAGAAGCUGUCAGUUCCUUUGACGUAAGCAAGCCUUACAGAAUGCACAGCCCUCCUUAUACCCACUGCAGAGGGGCUGCUCAGCCUGCCCAGGAGAAAAAGACUGAGGUUUCAGCCUCUCCUGCAUUGCAGCCCAAAGCUGAACCUAAAGACUCAGACUGUGAGAGCUCGCAAAAGGUCGCUAAGCGCCCCAAGAGCCCCGAGCCUGAGGAAGGAUCCUUCUCGGUUAGACGCUCUCGCCGUCUGGCUUCCUUCCCCAGCCGAUUCGCUAAGAGAGUCCGUGUUAACUGUGGCCGAUCGGAGGCCAGUGCUGGACAGUCCAGUGAAGACGAGAACCGGGUCAAACAUCCUCCCACAGAACCACCAUCUGAUAGCAACAAGAAGACCAACUCCCACAAGAGCUCUGAAGCCCAAAACCCAUGCCGCAGUGAUGAGAAACGCGCCUGUCUGUGUCUGCCGCUGGCCAACGGGUCCAACGGGUCCAACGUAGACGCACAGUAUGCCAACAAGCCCUUUGAGCAGACUCUCUGCGUGGAGCUGUGUGGCACAGCAGGCCUCACUCCCCCCACCACACCCCCUCAUAAACCAGUGGAGGAUGAGCUCUUCAAACCAGACGGCAAAGCUGAGCUCACCACCAAGAGCUCGUUCCUGGCACGGGCGCACAUACGCAAGCUCCCAGAGCAGACGGAACUGUACGCCCAGCUGCGCCGGAUGGGCCAAGCAGGCGAUGCAGACUCGAAGGGCGGCACACAACGCACAUAUGGGGACCACGACUACUGCCUACUGGGUUUGGGUGAGAGUCGCAAGAGACCAGCGGUGACGCAGUGCCACUUGGAAGUGCAAGGAAAGGAGGAGGAGAUGGGUGUGAAGAACGAGGAGAUGGAAGGACAGGAGGAGAUGCAUUUCUUUAAAGCCCUAGACUACCUGCAGUGGACUGGAAACUCAGGGGACCAACCUGCAGAUUUGCCCACAGAGUUACCCACGCCCAGCCCAGAGCAGACCUGCGAACUCUCUCCUAUCCGUUCUCCUUCCCCAGAGCUGGACGCCCAGUCUCCUGUGUCCUGCUCACCCCCCUCCCCUAACUGCAAGCUCUCCUUCAGCGAUGAGAGCUCUGAGACGUGCCAUGAAGCAACAGAAAAAAAGAGCAAGACAAAGUGUGGACAAGAGAAUGAUGUGAACAAGUGCCAAGUGAUCUAUAUUCACAAUCUUCCGAGCAGUGUCACUCAGUCCAUGCUGCGGAAGCGCUUCGAGGCCUUCGGUCAAACAGAUGACUGCAAAGUUGUCAUCAAAAACGAGGAGCGUUGUGGAGUUAUCACACUUAGGUCCACUCAGAGUGGCCAGACCCCACGGCACAGGCGGGACUCACUGGGUCCGAGUGGGGGGAACAGCAGCCGACGGUUUGGCAGGAAGCGUUACAUAGAUCUGGAUGAGGCAGGUCCCGGCCCGGUGAAGAGCAAGUAUGAUGCACUGGACUUUGACGCUCUUCUGAAGGAGGCUCAGAGAAGCUUGCAUCGCUGACACGCCUUGCAACGCCUCAAGCAUUGCCACCCCGUCCGAGACUCGCCUCAGUACCUCAACCAAGGCACCUCUUCAUGUUUACAUUUUGAACAUUUAAAUAAAAAAUUGACCUUGUCACUUGUAACUGAGGAUCAGAGGACAUUGGGGCAGGACAACCAGUGAACAAAUGAACAGAAACAGCUCUGACAACACCGGACACAAGUGCUGCUUCUUGUGUGUGUUCGUGUUUGAUGCCAUUCAUGACGUUGUGAGCAGCUCGGGCUUCGUAGCAAACCGCACUCUUCCGUUUGUUGUCGUGACGUGCGUGUGUUAUUAUUUUUUUGUUUGUUUUUUUAUAAACCCUUUGUCACUCUUCAUAGACUUGCAGGGUGCUUUCACCAUUUUGUUGUACAAAUAUAUAAACAAUAACUGCUUUGUAUUAGCAAAACUUUGUGGAUGUUUAACUCUUUGUGUGUGUGUGUGUUAUGAUGAAAAGUGGAUUAAAAGUGGAUAAAAAAAAAAGGCAAACAAAAAGAAUCCUGACAAGGUAGAGUUUACAAUUCAAAAAGGAAAGGAAAAACAAUAGUCUUUUUGUAAUUUUAGUGCUUCCUUGAUUUCAUCUAUGCACUCAAACGAGGUAGUGCUUCUUUGGUCUGGCCUCUAUCCUCCUCUGGUCUUGAAGAAGCUUUCGCUGCUGGCUGCCAGAAACAACUGAGCAAAUGAGUCUAUUGUCCAAACCAACCCUACUGUACUACCUUAAAGGUGCUGUAAGUGAUUGUUUUUGCAAUACCACACAUAAAAUUCCUCUAUUACCUGACAGAUAUCACUGAUAGGUGUCCUGAGAAAUCACACCUGUCUCUGUUUCAAUGUAUACAGCAAAAAAAUAAAAUAGUGUCAGGGGAACGGGCCAUGCUUUUGUGUUCAGAGUGGUUGACAUGUCUUUGGAGGGCGGGGUUAAUUGAGUGGCUAAGUCUAGCGAAUGUAAGCAAAACAACUGAAAUUGCUUACAGCACCUUUAAAGGGUGAAGUGUGUAAUUUAUACAUGUUAAAAUACUUAUAUGUAGAUACAGUUGUAAGCUAUUUGUAGGUUGAUUCCCCAAAGAAGUGUAAACAGUUUUUUCUUUGGCGCUAUCAAAACAUUGCUCUUUUUGAGCAUCCUAAAAUAGCAACAUUGGCUCAACUGGUGUGACUAUCUGUUUUUUGAACAAUGGCAGAUAGGUGAUGUGUUUGAAUUGUUUGUCAGAUCGUGAACCUAUCCUGUUAAGAACCCAUCUCAUAAUUAAUAUUUUCAUAACGUUUCGAAAUUUCAAGGAAUAGAAUGUACCCGUCACAAAUGCGAUUGUGGCCACCUUCCUGUCCAUCCUAUUGAUCUUAAUUUGAAAGUACAGUUUAGUGGUAAGACUCUCCCAGUAGCACAGUCAUAGGAGACAUCAGACAAGUCUUUCUCCUUGAUGUUGACUCAAAGUGCUCUUGUUGGCAGUACUUGAGAGAAAGGUGGUAGUGAACAAGGAGGAAGAGCUUUCCUAAAACUAUUUCCAGAGCUUAAUCUCAUAAGAGAUACAGUCGUAUCUCUGCUUUGUUUACAUGUCACUCUCUCAUACUCUCUUUCUCUAAGCUCAAACUCUUUUUUUACUCUCCUAUCUAACAGGGGAAGAUCUGCGGGUUUUUUCUAGCUCUUACCUUGUGGCUAAUUCUCUAUUUGUCCUCUGUCGGUUUUUUUAAACGUGUACCUGUGUAUAACUGCGUGCGUCAUCCGUGUCUUUAGCAGGCUCUUGGGAUGGGUUUGCCCCAUAUUAUAUGCUGGGAGUCGAAGUGUGUUCACUCGUACCUAUUGCUUUUAUUCUGCGGGGUCACCCUCCUCCCCUUGAACCCUAGGCCUGUGGAUCUAGUACACAUGUGAGUGUGUGCGUGCGUGUGUGCUGGUGUAGGGAUGGUUAUAAGCCUCUCUUUACUCUCGCAUUAUCCCUGCCUCUCCCUUGUAUCCAGUUACCUCCACUGAAACACACCCCAAGCCUGAAUGUUUACAUGACUGAAUUCUCUUUUGACUUUAAUAGAGCGCACACUAAGUACAGAACGCCUUAUUCAGUGUUAAAAGUACCCUAAUCAGGACGUGCCUUGCUGGCUUCCCUCUUAAGGUACUGAGAAGUUACUUUGAAUACUACAGACCACUUUCGACCAAAUUUAAAACGCCCAAUACGAUCUUGAGAAGAAAAAAAAAACCUGAAUGAGUGUUUGUGCUUAGUAUGUAUACUACUAACAAGUGAGAGAAUGUGCUGGUUUACAUGAUUAUAUAUAAGUAUAAAUAUAUAGAGGUAUAUAAUGUGUAUAUAGCACUGUGUCUUGUGUAAACAUGAAAUGUAUGGUUAUGUUCUGUACAGCGAUGUGGUAAUCUUGUUGUGGUAACGAGUGGAUCUGAUUGGUUAAUAUGUUUAAAGGGCAGGGGAGAACUUGAUGAUGCAGCGUUAAGCAAUACAGGGAGCUACAGAAGGGAAUUUUCAAUGAUUAUGGCUUCAUAAGUCAAACACAGUUGUAUAGAGUAUCCCUUUAGAAAUUGUUGAAUUUUCUUUUUUAAUGACUUUAAUAUGUUGAUCUUUUUAUUUUUUAUGCAAUUGAGAUGCAAUACCAUUAAUCUAAGAGAGCCUUUCUCAAAAACGGACGGAUGUAUUUAAGAGAUCAGUUGUUUUAUUGAAAUCAGUUCUUGUACUGUAUGUCGUAGAUUGCUGUAGAGAGACAGUGAAACAGCUUGAAUCAUUAAAAAAGAAGGUUGAUGUUCAGGAUCACUGGCCAAGAAAGACUUUAUGUAUAAAUAAGAAAAAUACACAGACAGUCCAUUUUCACAAGGAGAGCCUUAAACCUUAUGGGAAAACAAAGCUAUCAGUCCUGUCUGAUCUCCUUUACAAUCCAAUGUUUUCUUUACUGAAAUAAUUAAACUUUUUCAAUAUAUCUAUAUUAAAAAAGGUAUAUACAUAUAUAUGAUUAUAUAUACAUACAUAUAUAUUUGUGUGUUUGUGUAGAUAAAUAUAUAGAAGCUAUAAUUUGUUAUAGACCAUUUUAUUCAGUGUUUCAGAACACUUCAAUACAUUUGAACUUGAUGGGGUGGAAAACACUACACUGUCGAUCUAGAAUGUACAAAUGAUAUAAAAAAAUAAAAUAAAAAAAUAUAUAUAAAAAGAAAAACUUCCAAAGGGAACCUUCUUUAAAUGCAAUACAUACUGUAUUUCAGUCCUCAUUUCAGCAAUCGCAAGACAAAGUUGACCAAAAAGUACAUUUGAUGUUUGGAUACAGAAGUGUGGUACCACAUCAAAAUCCAUUUCACACAUGUCAUGAUCGUUUGGCCUGGCCCUUAAAUCUACACAUGUGUGUGCAUUCUUCCCCUCUUUUUAGUUAGUAGAAAAUGUCACUUUUAAUUCACUACAUCUUUUGCCCUGCAAUUUGUUGUUCACAAAGUACAUGCUCUUGCAAUAUUGGAGAGAAUUUGCUUCUUUAGCAAAAUUGUCUGUGCUAAACCUUGGAUCAUUUUUAUCAAGAAGUGGAUCUAGCGUCAGUCAUUUUGCUGCAAGAGCAUUAGUUAACGAAAUGCCUCUAAUGUCAUCAUACAUCCAUGUCGCAUGGUCUUGCUGCUUCAAGACCUUGUCUGUUGUGGAAACAAAAUUGGAGUCAAAGGGCAUAUGUUGUUUUCUUUGUCUUGUUUUUAUUGAUUUUUGACUCCUCUAAUGUCUAUCAAAUUCACUAUGAUUUUUCCUUUUUUAACCUAGUUUGUGGUAAAUACUGCUAGUAAGAUUUUAUAUUUUUUACAUAUAUUUUGUUUUAUUUGGAGUUUUUUUAUUUAUAUGCCACUUAGCUUGGAUGUCUUUAAAUGGUGUUGGUUUUAUUUUCAAUUUCGUUUUUCGGUAUUGUGUGAUUUCAUAAGUCUUGAGAAUGUGGAGACAAAUGCAUUUCAGUAUUUUUAAAUAGUUAAAAUCUAGUUUCCUAGAUCAAAUUAUCUAUAUAGCAUAAAUUAUUUGAUGUCAUAAAUUAUAUUUUAAUUCAUGUAAAUAGUUUAAAAAAAAAAAAAAAAAAAAAAAGCAGACAAUGGCUUCCUUUUAAACUGAACACAUUUCUCUUAUGAGAUUGUUUACAUUAUUAAACUGUAGAAACUGAUCCUCAUAUACUGUAUAAAAAUAAAUAAAUAAAUAAAAACUGAAAAAAAAAAGUACAUUGUUUUGCCUCCAAAAAAUAAAAUCCAUAAUGAACAACA